Panicum virgatum (switchgrass) is the source of this 1703-nucleotide messenger RNA. RefSeq names its product probable apyrase 3. The record is from RefSeq and is a predicted model, not a curated record. Gene Ontology annotation, cellular component: membrane. Gene Ontology annotation, biological process: nucleoside diphosphate catabolic process. Lineage: Eukaryota; Viridiplantae; Streptophyta; Magnoliopsida; Poales; Poaceae. Bases 109 to 1482 code for a protein of 457 amino acids. Gene Ontology annotation, molecular function: nucleoside diphosphate phosphatase activity. The transcript has 9 exons.
CUUUAAAGUUUAAGUAGCUAGCCGCCCUCACUCCUCAGCCCCAGCUCCCCCGGCCGACCGGCUACUAGCUAGCUAUAGGCCUAUAGCUAGAGAAGCCAUUGCAACGCAAUGGCUACAAUGGCUCGCCUCGCCGGCGGUCUCAUAGCUGCCCUGCUUCUUCUCCUCCUUGCCUCCGGCGCCGCCUGUAGUGGUAGCAUCGCGCUUGGCCGGAAAGGCGGCCAGGUUGACGAGCCAGUAGCUGCCAGAUCGGCGGGGAAGUACAAGUACGCGGUGAUCUUCGACGCCGGGAGCACGGGGAGCAGGAUGCACGUCUUCAAGUUCGACAACAAGCUCGACCUCGUGCAGAUCGGCGACGACAUCGAGUUCUUUGCCAAGGUAAAGCCCGGGCUAAGCUCAUAUGCUGGCCAACCUCAAGAGGCUGCAAGCUCCAUACUCCCGCUUCUUGAGCAGGCCAAAAAAAUUGUCCCUCUCCGGCUUCAGAAAAAUACUCCGCUUAAACUUGGGGCAACAGCUGGUCUGAGAUUAAUCGGAGAUGAUAAGGCAGAGGAGAUUCUUGAAGCGGUCCGGGAUCUUGUCCACACCAAGAGCAAAUUUCAGUACAAUCCCAAAUGGAUCACUGUUCUCGAGGGGUCUCAAGAAGGGUCUUACCUAUGGGUCGCUCUGAAUUAUCUAUUGGGAAAGUUGGGAGGGGACUACUCUAAGACAGUUGGUGUGAUUGAUAUGGGGGGUGGAUCAGUGCAAAUGGCAUAUGCCAUUUCCGCAAACGCUGCUGCAAAUGCCCCGGCUGUGCCUGAUGGGAAAGAUCCAUACAUUACAAAGGAGUACCUCAAGGGCAAAGAUUAUAACGUCUAUGUUCACAGUUACUUGUAUUAUGGUGCUUUAGCAGCUCGCGUAGAGAUCCUGAAGGCAAAGAAUGGGCCAUUUAGCCACUGCAUUUUGCGUGGGUUCAGUGGUAAAUACUCCUACAAUGGGAAGGAAUAUGACGCCACAGCCUCACCUGAAGGUGCAGUGUACGAUAAGUGCAGAGUAGAGAUAAUCAAGGCACUGAACUUGAAUGCACCAUGCGAAACAAAGAACUGCACCUUUAAUGGUGUGUGGAAUGGAGGCGGUGGAGCUGGCCAAGAUGACCUCUAUGUUGCAUCUUACUUCUUUGACAAAGCUGCCCAGUUUGGCUUCAUUGACAGCAAGGCACCAAGUGCAAAGUCCACCCCCUUGGCAUUCAAAGCUGCUGCAGAUAAGGUUUGUUCGUUGAGUGCCCAAGAAGCCAAAGCUGAAUAUCCCAAUGUUCUUGAUGUGCCUUAUAUAUGCAUGGAUCUUGUCUACCAAUACACAUUACUGGUGGAUGGCUUUGGUUUGGAUCCAUCAAAGGAGAUAACGCUAGUGGCUAGGGUGAAGUAUGGAGAGUACUAUAUUGAGGCAGCUUGGCCUCUGGGUACUGCUAUUGAAGCUGUUUUGCCCAAAAAGAUGAACCAGGAUGCAUGAUUUAGUCUAAAAUUUGAGCCCAGCAGGCCAGCACGCGAAGGAGACAUUCUAUCAGUGUCAAUCUGUUGAGAUCAAUGAUGAGCAGCAGUUGUUACGGGCAAAACAUGCUGCCUAGUUUGUUUCCCACUCUGCAACCAGAUAUAAUAAGAUCAAAAAAGUAAUUAAAUAAGGUGGAAUUAAGCCCAAUUACCAGAUAUAUGGGCCAAGCGUCUUUUCGUUCC